AUGUCAUCGGCAUCCCAGUCUAAAACUAUUGACAACCUAACUUAUUUAGGAAGCACGUUGUCACACAAACCGAGAAUCGACGAUGAGGUUGCUCAACGGAUCUCCAAAGCCAGCCAGACCUUGGGCCGGCUGCAAGCCUCCGUGGGAAAUCGCGACGGCCUUCAACUGUACACUAAACUGAAGGUUUACGAGACCGCCAUCAUGGCGACACUUCUGUAUGGAGCGAAGACCAAGAACCUUAUCGUCAAACUUGCCUCGACGCCCACGGCGUCAGCGACGAAGAUCAUAACCACCAUCCUCACCGCCAUCAGUGAUCACACCGCUGAUGCCCCGCCGCCCUCGGUCACUGGUACCACGCCGCGCAAACCGCACGUCAUUCAUGACGGCGCCAACCACCACCACCAACACCAUUACUUCUUCCAGUCCCACCAUAAACCAUAG
Spirometra erinaceieuropaei is the source of this 441-nucleotide messenger RNA. Lineage: Eukaryota; Metazoa; Platyhelminthes; Cestoda; Diphyllobothriidea; Diphyllobothriidae. The record is from the annotation of a GenBank genome assembly.